CCUCUACAUCCUCCUCCUCCUCCUCCUCCUGCCAGCCUUCUUCUAUCUUCCCCCCUUUCCGCUUCCCUUCGUGUAACUCAACCUCGUUCGCAUCCGCAGAGGUCCCUCGGGUCUUAUUUUCCUUGUCAAUCCUAAUUUCAACCGUUCUUCAAGACAACCGCCAAAAUGGUCAGCCCUCAGAUCACCAACCUGAUCAUCAUGCUCGGCAUGGUGCAGGUCUCGCGCAAGGUCCCCUUCGAUGACCCCAACGUCCUGAACCUGUGCCGCGCCGGCUACAUUGCCAGCAACAUCAUCAUCGCCAUCAUCUACCUCUACGUCCAGGCGCAGAUCAACAAGAAGAAGGAUAUGACCACCCUCAAGUACGUUGAGCCGGCGCCGAUGGGCUCCUCGGAGGAGGGCAAGCUCGUCACGACCACGAUCCACGCCUACGACUCGACCCAGCUCCGCCAGGCCUUCCGCUCCCAGGCCAUGGGUAUCGCCAUGAUGGGCUUCAUGCAUCUCUACAUGAAGUACACCAACCCUCUCCUCAUCCAGUCCAUUAUCCCCCUCAAGAGCGCCCUCGAGAGCAACAUCGUCAAGAUCCACGUCUUUGGUAAGCCCGCCUCGGGCGACCUGAAGCGCCCCUUCGCUGCCCCCGCCGGCUUCAUGCAGGGUCUCCAAAGCGGCCCAGCCCAGAGCGACAAGAAGGCCAUCGAGGCUGCCGAGCGCGCCGGCCGUGGCGGUGCCAAGGAGGAGUAAACGGGCAUCUAUCUCUCUUCUCUCUCGGGUAUGUGAGGGGACGACAACAAAACAGGCCAUUGGUUAUAUCGGAUGCCCCAAAGCGCGUGCUCACGCAGUUGGUUGCAACAAAGUAACACAUCUGAUGCGACGCACAUGCACGCGGCUAGUCUCAGGAUGGGGUGGCAACCACCGCGUAGAUGCUUAGCUCGCCCAAAGAUACAGCUCAUUAAUCUUCACUCCUGCUGUCCGUUGCCCGCUAAUCUCUCUCUCGCCUUCUCAAUCUCUCAUUGUGCCGCUAGUUCCACAUUGUGCCGCGGGCUCCAUUGGCCCCCAUGUGUGUUCCUGGUAGCUUCGCCGCUCCCGCAUUGCCAGACCCGUCCCUCACUUUCUCGGUGUGGCCUGGUCAGUGCCAAAAAAGCACGUGCAUUCGCGACUAAC
Messenger RNA from Colletotrichum navitas, 1158 nucleotides. RefSeq names its product phosphate transporter. The transcript is spliced from 3 exons. Gene Ontology annotation, biological process: protein targeting to ER. Bases 166 to 738 code for a protein of 190 amino acids. The record is from RefSeq and is a predicted model, not a curated record. Gene Ontology annotation, cellular component: endoplasmic reticulum; mitochondrion. Lineage: Eukaryota; Fungi; Ascomycota; Sordariomycetes; Glomerellales; Glomerellaceae.